AUGGCUAAGAAAAGUGAUGAUGACUGUGGGGACAGGAGUGAUGAAGUGGGCUGUGUUCACUCUUGCUUUGAUGACCAGUUCAGAUGUUCCAGUGGCCGGUGUAUCCCAGGGCACUGGGCCUGUGAUGGGGACAAUGACUGUGGAGACUUCAGCGAUGAAACACACGUCAAUUGUACCAAAUUGGAAGUUCAUUCUCCUGCUGGCUGUACUGGGAAUGAGUUUCAGUGCCAUCCUGAUGGAAACUGCAUCCCUGAUCUGUGGCGCUGCGAUGGAGAAAAAGACUGUGAAGAUGGCAGUGAUGAAAAAGGCUGCAAUGGCACCAUUCGGCUGUGUGACCACAAAACGAAGUUUUCCUGCAGGAGUACAGGGAGAUGCAUCAACAAUGCCUGGGUAUGUGAUGGAGAUGUUGACUGUGAGGAUCAGUCUGAUGAAGAAGACUGUGACAGUUUCUUGUGUGCACCACCCAAGUACCCUUGUGCUAAUGACACAUCCGUGUGCCUGCAGCCAGAGAAACUCUGCAAUGGGAGGAGGGACUGUCCGGAUGGGUCAGAUGAAGGCAUCCUUUGUGAUGAAUGUUCACUGAACAAUGGAGGCUGUAGUAACCACUGUUCUGUUGUUCCUGGAAGAGGAAUUGUCUGUUCCUGCCCAGAAGGCCAUCAGCUCAAAAAAGAUAAUAGAACCUGUGAAAUCAUGGACUAUUGUGCCUCCCAUCAAAGGUGCAGUCAAGUGUGUGAACAGCACAAGCAUAUGGUCAAGUGCUCCUGUUAUGAAGGCUGGACAUUGGGUAUGGAUGGGGAAACCUGCACCAGUGUGGGUCCUUUUGAGGCAUUCAUCAUCUUUUCUAUACGCCAUGAGAUUCGGAGGAUUGAUCUGCAUAAAGGAGACUAUAGCCUACUUGUUCCUGGACUGAGAAACACUAUAGCACUUGAUUUUCAUUUCAAUCAAAGUUUACUUUAUUGGACAGAUGUUGUAGAAGACAGAAUAUACAGGGGCAAGCUUUCAGAGAAUGGAGGUGUCAGUGCCAUAGAAGUGGUUGUAGAACAUGGCUUGGCUACUCCAGAAGGCCUGACAGUCGACUGGAUAGCAGGCAACAUAUACUGGAUAGACAGCAAUCUGGACCAAAUUGAAGUAUCUAAACUCGAUGGUUCUCUGAGAGCUACAUUGAUAGCAGGAGACAUGGAACAUCCCAGAGCCAUUGCACUAGACCCAAGAUAUGGAAUUCUUUUCUGGACAGAUUGGGAUGCCAAUUUCCCUCGCAUUGAAUCUGCCUCUAUGAGUGGUGCUGAGAGAAAAACUAUCUACAAAGACAUGAAAACUGGGGCAUGGCCUAAUGGAUUGACUGUGGACCACUUUGAAAAAAGGAUAGUUUGGACAGAUGCCAGGUCAGAUGCUAUUUACUCAGCCUUCUAUGAUGGCACAAACAUGAUAGAAAUUAUCAGAGGACAUGAGUACCUGUCACAUCCCUUUGCUGUGUCUUUGUAUGGGAGUGAGGUGUACUGGACAGACUGGAGGACCAACACAUUGGCCAAAGCCAACAAGUGGACAGGGCAGAAUGUCAGUGUGAUUCAGAAGACCAGUGCACAGCCAUUUGACCUUCAGAUAUACCAUCCUAGUCGACAGCCACAAGCUUCCAAUCCUUGUGCAGCCAAUGAGGGUAGAGGCCCCUGCUCUCAUCUGUGUCUCAUCAAUCAUAAUAGGAGUGCAGCCUGUGCCUGCCCCCACCUGAUGAAGCUUUCCUCUGACAAGAAAACCUGCUAUGAAAUGAAAAAGUUUCUUCUUUAUGCAAGACGUUCUGAGAUCCGAGGCGUGGACAUUGACAAUCCAUAUGUGAACUUCAUCACGGCCUUCACUGUCCCGGAUAUUGAUGAUGUUGCUGUAAUAGAUUUUGAUGCCUCCGAGGAACGUUUGUACUGGACAGACAUCAAAACACAAACCAUAACACGGGCUUUCAUCAAUGGAACAGGGCUAGAGACAGUUAUUUCAAGAGAUACUCAGAGCAUCAGAGGGUUAGCAGUGGACUGGGUUUCACGUAAUUUAUACUGGAUUAGCUCAGAAUUUGAUGAAACACAAAUUAACGUGGCCAGGCUAGACGGCUCUUUGAAAACCUCAAUUAUCCACGGAAUCGAUAAGCCACAGUGCCUGGCAGCUCACCCAGUCAGGGGGAAACUAUACUGGACAGAUGGAAAUACAAUAAACAUGGCAAAUAUGGAUGGGAGUAAUAGCAAGAUUCUCUUUCAGAACCAAAAGGAACCAGUUGGUCUCUCAAUAGACUAUGUGGAGAAUAAGCUUUAUUGGAUCAGUUCUGGAAAUAGAACCAUAAACCGAUGCAACCUGGAUGGUGGUAAUUUAGAAGUAAUAGAGUCAAUGAAGGAAGAAUUAAAAAAAGCUACAGCCUUAACCAUCAUGGACAAGAAACUCUGGUGGGCAGACCAAAACUUAGCUCAACUGGGAACUUGUAACAAAAGAGAUGGAAGAAAUCCCACCAUCCUGCGAAAUAAGACUUCUGGGGUUGUUCACAUGAAAGUGUAUGACAAAGAAGCACAACAAGGCAGCAAUUCUUGCCACCUAAAUAAUGGCGGGUGCUCUCAACUCUGUUUACCAACAUCUGAAACUACCAGGACUUGCAUGUGUACUGUUGGAUAUUAUCUCCGGAAGAACCGCAUGUCAUGCCAAGGAAUAGAAUCUUUUCUGAUGUACUCUGUUCAUGAAGGAAUCCGGGGGAUACCUCUUGAACCAAGUGACAAAACAGAUGCUCUGAUGCCUAUAUCAGGAACUGCAUUUGCCGUUGGGAUAGACUUUCAUGCAGAAAAUGACACCAUCUAUUGGACAGACAUGGGACUUAAUAAAAUCAGCAGAGCUAAAAGAGAUCAGACUUGGAAAGAAGACAUUGUUACCAAUGGCUUGGGAAGAGUGGAAGGAAUAGCUAUUGACUGGAUUGCAGGCAACAUAUAUUGGACGGAUCAUGGUUUCAAUUUAAUUGAAGUUGCAAGACUCAAUGGCUCUUUCCGUUAUGUAAUUAUUUCCCAAGGACUGGAUCAACCAAGAUCUAUAGCGGUGCACCCAGAGAAAGGCUUCUUGUUCUGGACUGAAUGGGGACAGAUGCCCUGCAUCGGAAAGGCUCACCUAGAUGGUUCUGAGAAGGUCAUGAUUGUAAGCAUGGGAAUAACAUGGCCCAAUGGCAUCUCCAUUGACUAUGAGGAAAAUAAAUUAUACUGGUGUGAUGCACGCACAGACAAGAUAGAGAGAAUUGACCUUGACACUGGUGGGAAUCGUGAGGUCGUGCUGUCUGGGAGCAGUGUGGAUUUGUUUUCAGUUGCGGUCUUUGGGGCUUACAUCUACUGGUCUGACAGAGCACACGCCAAUGGGUCAGUCAGAAGGGGCCACAAGAAUGAUGCCACAGAAACAGUAACCAUGAGGACUGGACUUGGAGUCAACCUAAAGGAGAUCAAAAUUUUUAACCGAGUAAGAGAGAAAGGAACCAAUGUCUGUGCCAAAGACAAUGGUGGCUGUAAGCAACUCUGUCUCUAUCGUGGGGAUUCCAGGAGAACCUGUGCCUGUGCCCAUGGCUAUUUGGCCAGGGAUGGAGUUACUUGUCUAAGGCAUGAGGGCUACUUGCUAUAUUCAGGAAGAACAAUAUUAAAAAGCAUACAUCUUUCUGAUGAAAACAACUUAAAUUCCCCAGUAAGACCCUACGAGAACCCACAUUAUUUCAAGAAUAUCAUAGCCCUGGCCUUUGACUACAAUCAAAGAACAGACGGUACCAAUAGGAUCUUUUACAGUGAUGCACAUUUUGGAAAUAUACAGCUAAUCAAAGAUAACUGGGAAGAUAGACAAGUAAUUGUUGAAAGUAAGUACAAAUUUUUCAAAUGUUUGUGUGUCACUUAA
Messenger RNA from Phodopus roborovskii (desert hamster), 3885 nucleotides. Its product is annotated as low-density lipoprotein receptor-related protein 1B-like. Gene Ontology annotation, molecular function: protein binding. The transcript has 23 exons. The coding region runs from base 1 to 3885 and encodes 1294 amino acids. NCBI's taxonomy places the organism in Eukaryota, Metazoa, Chordata, Mammalia, Rodentia, Cricetidae. The record is from RefSeq and is a predicted model, not a curated record.